Botrytis deweyae is the source of this 750-nucleotide messenger RNA. RefSeq lists its product as uncharacterized. NCBI's taxonomy places the organism in Eukaryota, Fungi, Ascomycota, Leotiomycetes, Helotiales, Sclerotiniaceae. The transcript is spliced from 2 exons. The record is from RefSeq and is a predicted model, not a curated record. Bases 1 to 750 code for a protein of 249 amino acids.
AUGCAUUUAAUUCUAACCGGCGCAACCGGUCUUGUCGGUUCCGGUAUUCUCCACCAGAUGCUCAUACACCCCUCAGUUACCAAAAUAUCAAUCCUCUCUCGAAAGCCUGUUCCCCUUGCUGAAACGCAUGCAAAUAGCAAGAAAGCAACUGUCAUCAUCCACUCUGAUUUUAAGGAUUAUCCGGAGACGGUUUUGGAGCAAUUGAAGGGAGCAGAGGGAUGUGUUUGGGCUUUGGGUAUUAGUAGUGCGGGAAUGGAUAAGGAAAAAUACAUCGAAAUAACCAAAACCUACACCCUCCGCGCCGCUCGAGCUUUUCCCUCCCUCUCCUCGCCCAAACCCUUCAAAUUCCUCUACAUAUCCGGUGAAGGCGCAACCACAUCUCCUGGUAUGCUAACUCCCAUGUUCGGAGUCGUAAAAGGUGAAACUGAAGCCGAAUUACUCGCUCUUCCUGCGGAAGAAGGUUGUGAGAAUCUCAAAGUAUACAAUGUGAGACCAGCCGCAGUGGAUUCUUCUCAACAUGGAGAGGUCAAGGAAUUUGUGCCGCAGAGAACGGGUUUCUUGAAGCUGGUAGACAUAGGAUUUACUCCAGUGGUAAGGACUGUGGGUAAGAAUCUACUUACGCCGACUAGGGAGAUGGGAAAGGUGAUUACAGAGUUGAUGUUGGGGAAUGGGGAAAAAUUAGAAGGGAGUGGAGUUAUAGAGGGGAGAACUUUGAGUAAUAUUGGAUUGAGGAGGAUGGGAGGAUGGUAG